Molecule: messenger RNA, 351 nt
Organism: Coniosporium apollinis CBS 100218
Lineage: Eukaryota; Fungi; Ascomycota; Dothideomycetes
Exons: 1
Coding region: 1-351 (116 amino acids)
Source: RefSeq, a predicted model, not a curated record
AUGGUCGUCAGCUACCUGCCACCGGACGCGGUCAUCAAUCUCACAUUAGCUGCGUACCUGCUACUCCGGGACCGCAACAUCAUUCCAUGUAUCUCUCUCGCAACUGCUAGGCGCCUCUCGACAGGGCAGCCUGAUCCAAAUCCUCUGUUCAGUACCUGGCGUCUUCCUCCAGAGAUUACGCUUGCGAUCCUCCGCCCGCUGAAUCAGCGGCGGCUGAUUCAGUUCGUCAUCGACCACUACCAACUCAUGGUACAAGCUGGAGUCUCGCCAGAUCUGACUUCGGAGCUCGGCAGAAUCCUGUACCGCUCAUGUGCCGCGGAGGCUAACAACAACGGGCUUCCGGGGGGCUGA